This is a messenger RNA of Microthlaspi erraticum, 1089 nucleotides long. The record is from the annotation of a GenBank genome assembly. Lineage: Eukaryota; Viridiplantae; Streptophyta; Magnoliopsida; Brassicales; Brassicaceae.
AUGGAAGCGAAUUACGACCGUACCAGUGAGUUAAAAGCUUUCGACGAGAUGAAGAUCGGAGUAAAGGGUCUCGUCGACGCCGGAAUCGCAGAGAUCCCUCGUAUUUUCCAUCACCCAAAUCCCAUUAUAACCGACUCAAAUCCACCUCUUUCCUCCUCAACGAAGAUGAUCAUCCCAGCAAUCGAUCUUAAAGGAGGCGUCUUCGAAUCGACUCUCGAACGAGAGAUCGUAGUCACGGAGAUCAAAGAAGCGGUGGAGAAAUUCGGGUUUUUCCAGGCGAUUAACCAUGGAAUCCCGAUCGAUGUCAUAGAGAAGAUGAAAGAUGGAGUUCGUAAGUUUCAUGAGCAAGACGCGGAAGUGAGGAAGAAGUUCUACAGUCGCGAUAAGACCAGAAAGUUUACUUACAACAGCAAUUUCGAUCUCUACAGCUCUAAAUCUGCGAACUGGAGAGAUACCUUGAGUUGCUUUGUAGCUCCUGAUCUUCCCAAAACAGAGGACUUGCCAGAGAUUUGUGGGGAAAUAUUGUUGGAGUAUUCGAAGGGAGUGAUGAAACUAGGGGAGUUAAUCUUUGAGCUUUUAUCAGAAGCUUUAGGGCUUGAUCGUAAUCACCUCAAAGAAAUGGAUUGCAUGAAAGGUUUAUUGAUGCUCUCUCAUUAUUACCCGCCUUGUCCUGAGCCUGAUCGAACAUUCGGCACAAGUCAGCAUUCAGACAUAUCUUUCCUCACUAUUCUUCUUCAAGAUCACAUUGGUGGGCUUCAGUUUCUUCAGAAUGGUUCUUGGGUUGAUGUUCCUCAUGUUCCUGGAGCUCUUAUAGUGAACCCCGGAGAUUUCUUGCAGCUUAUAACGAAUGACAAGUUUGCAAGUGUGGAGCAUAGAGUUUUGGCUAAUAGAAGUCAAGAGCCGCGGAUUUCGGUGGCGGCUUUUUAUGUGUAUCCCUUACCGUUUGCGCGAGUUUAUGGACCGAUCAAAGAGCUUUUGUCUGAACAAAACCCUCCAAAGUAUAGAGAGACAACCAUGACGGAGUAUAUAAAGUUUUACAUGGCGAGAGGACUCGGUGAGAAGUCUGCGUUGCUUCAGUUCAAGAUCUGA